This is a messenger RNA of Amphimedon queenslandica, 381 nucleotides long. RefSeq names its product ankyrin repeat domain-containing protein 29-like. Gene Ontology annotation, molecular function: protein binding. The transcript is spliced from 2 exons. The record is from RefSeq and is a predicted model, not a curated record. Lineage: Eukaryota; Metazoa; Porifera; Demospongiae; Haplosclerida; Niphatidae. Bases 1 to 381 code for a protein of 126 amino acids.
AUGGCUUCUCAAAAUUGCCACACUCAAAUAGUUGAACUUUUGCUGAAUAAAAAAGUUGAUCCUAAUAUUCAAGAGAAAGAUGGUUGGAAUGCUUUAAUGGUAGCUAGCCAAAAUGGUCACACUCAAAUAGUUGAACUGUUGCUGAAUAAAAAAGUUUAUCUUAAUGUUCAAAACAAAGAUGCUUGCCAAAAUGGUCACAUUCAAAUAGUUGAACUGUUGCUGAAGGAACAAAUUCAUCCUGAUAUUCCAGACAAGAAAGGCUAUACAUCUCUGAUGAUUGCUAGUGCUAACGGUCAUAAGGAGAUAGUUAAACUACUAUUGGAAUGGAAAGCUGAUCCAGACAUUGAAGCAACUGAUGGACAUACUGUCCUAACAUAUUAG